Molecule: messenger RNA, 2834 nt
Organism: Motacilla alba alba
Lineage: Eukaryota; Metazoa; Chordata; Aves; Passeriformes; Motacillidae
Gene: ZNF638
Product: zinc finger protein 638
Exons: 5
Source: RefSeq, a predicted model, not a curated record
GUCCGGCCCUGCACCCCAAAACUGGGGUCAGGAACGGGGGGGGCCCGAACCCCCAAUUGGGGACACCCAGGGUGGGGUCCGGCCCUGCACCCCAAAACUGGGGACACCCGGGGGGGCCCGAACCCCCAAAUUGGGGUCAGGAACGGGGGGGGGCCCGAACCCUCAAAUUGGGGUCACCCGGGGGGCCCGAACCCCCAAAUCCGGGACAGGAACGGGGGGGCCCGAACCACCAAAUCGGGGACACCCGGGGGGGGGUUCAGCCCUGCACCCCAAAACUGGGAUCAGGAACGGGGCUGGGGGGCUGCACCCCCAUAUUGGGGUCAGGAAAAUGGGGAUCCAGCCCUGAACCCCCAAAUUGGGGUCAGGAACGGGGGUUCAGCCCCGCACCCCCAAACUGGGGCCACGAAGGGGGGGUGUUCCCCAGCCCCGCACCCCAAUUUUGGGGGCACCUCACUGGGGGUUCCCCCAGCCCCGCACCCCAAUAUCAGGCAGGACAGCGAGGGGGGACCCCAAAUUUUGGCGCCACCUCCAAGUGGGGCCCCCCAACCCUGACCCCCCCAACCCUGAACCCCCCACCCCCGAACCCCCCAAGGGGCGCGCCCCGGGCUGGGGUGGGGGGGGUUUGUGCCCCCACACUUUUGGGGUCACGGGGGGAAUUCCCCCCCCCGCACCCCAAUAACGGUGACACCCAUUUUGGGGGGGUCCCCACCCGCCGAGACCCAUUUUUGGGGGGUCCCAUCCCCGUGCCCGGCGCCCCCCCGGCCGCUCCAGCGCCGCCCCCCCGCGGGGACGAUCCCAAAGCGAUCCCAAAAGGAUCCCGAUCCCAAAGCCCGCUCCCCGCCAUGCCGGCGGGCGCCGCCUCCGCCACCCCCCAAAAUCGGGGUCCCCGGCCCCCCCCGACCCCCCUGGACCCCCUCGGACGCUUUGUGUUGUUCUUGGAAAGUUUCGCACCACUUGUGAAUUCCCUGAACCUUGGCCUUGCCAGCCCCCUUGUGUUGGGCCCUCCUCCUUUUCAGCUUGCCCAAAUUAAGACCCACUUGGCUCUCCAGCGCUUGGCUGCCAGCGGCGGGCGGGCGCCUCCCCACGCUGGCGUCCGCCAGGCAUUGCUGAAAGACGCAAUGUUUAGCCCCAGAGGAACCUUGCCCCCGAGGCCCAGAGGACCCAACCCGUCGGGCUCCAAACCCCCGGGAGCUUUCGGGGCCGGAGGCGCGGCGGGGCCGCCCAGGAAAGCCGCGCCCGCGGCGCCCCAAGGAGCGGCUCCCCAGAGAUUCUCGGGGCAGGACGCGCUGCAGUGGACGGGUUCGCAGAGGAUCAACGUGCGCGUCACGCUGCACAGGGCCGAUCCCAGGAAAGUCAAGGAGAAGACCGGCCUGCACCAGGAACAGAAGGACCCGCGUGCCACUCGCUGGGAUGGCGGCCCCGGCACCGCCGGGCCGAAGCCGCCCGGCCCGGCGCCGGUCUUGGAGCAGAACUCCAACCCCCAGAACCGCUACACGCCCGAAAGCGCCUCCAGCAUUUUAGCGAGCUUCGGGCUGUCCAACGAAGACCUGGAGGAGCUGAGCCGCUACCCCGACGACCAGCUGACGCCCGAGAACAUGCCGCGGAUCCUGCGGGAGAUCCGCAUCCGGAAGAUGGGCCACGCCGUGCCCGGCCUGCACGCUCCGAGCCGGGGGGAGGAGCCGGUGGGAGAAGGCAGUAGCACCACCGUCAAGAGCAAAGUGAUCGACUACGGCCACGCCAGCAAGUACGGCUACACCGAGGACCCGCUGGAGAUCCGCACCUACAACUCCGAGGCGCUGCCCGAGGAACCGCUGGAAGCGCGCGUCUACAAUCCCGAAAACUCGAGCGCGGAGAGCCGGGAGGAAUUCCAGCGGGAGCAGAGCGUGCCGGUGGCCGUCCCGCCGCCCAACGUGCCGUGCAACCCCGUGUUCCCGGCCGAAGAGCUCAUCAAGCUGCCGGCGUUCCCCACCGACUCCUCGCCCGCUCCGUCGUUUUUCCCGGCCGAGCCGCCGGCCAAGGUGCCGGUGCUGUGCGGCGCCGCACCCGCCGCGCUGCCGGUGGUGAAGCCGGUGUCCCAGCCGCCCAUGCCGCCGGUGCUGCCGCCCAUACUGCCGGCGCUGCUGCCCACGCCGCUGCCGCAGCCCAUGCUGCCCCCGGUGAUGCCGCCGCUGGUCCAGCCGCCCGUGUCCCAGCACGUGUUGCCGCCUUUGACGCCGCCGCCCUUCUCGGCCGGGCUCCUGGCCGCCAUCAGCCAGCACGAGCAGAAGCAGCGCGACGCCGGCGGCUCCCAUCCCGGGCCCAGCUCCUCCGGCGGGGCCUCGGCGGGACACAAACCCUACCACAAACCCUUCCACUCGCCGGCACAGGAGCCCAUCAAAUCCCCGUUCGGGGUGGUGAAGGCGUCCUGGCUGCCCGUGUUCCCGGAGCAGAAGAGCAAACGCCUGCCCACCCCGUCCAUGAUGAAUGACUACUAUGCCACGUCGCCGCGAAUAUUCCCACAUUUGUGUUCUCUGUGUAACCUUGAAUGCACUCAUAUGAAGGAUUGGAUCCUGCACCAGAACAACCCCGCCCACCUCGAGAGCUGCCGCAGGCUGCGCCAACAAUAUCCCGAGUGGAAUCCUGAGGCUCACUCCUCCAGCAGGCAUGGCGCCGAGCGCAAGGAGAACCGCACGCCGCGCUGCCGCUCGGGCUCGCUCAGCCCGCCCCGCCGCCGCUCCCGGGGCCCGCCCGCCCCGCCCGGCCCCGCGCUCCGCCGCCGCCGCUCGCGCUCCCGGAGCCCCGCGCGGCCCCGCCGGCCCCGCUCCCGCAGCCCGCGGCACGCGCCCCGGCCCCGC